UUCUCUCAGAUAUUGCUAGCAUCUUGUUGCUAGACACUGGGCAUCUUAGAUUUUAUUUCCUCUUUGGGGCAUUAUUGGAGAUUGAGUCUCAGUUGUCUUUUCUUGUAUUCUUGUAUUCAUUUUGAGAUUUUGGGGCUUUUUAUUUUUCAAGCUUCUUGAUUAUCGUUACAAAAAUGUGAUUAUGCAGUUUAAUGAUCGAGAGAUGAUAGAGGCAUGGAGCCCUGAAGUAGUCUGCAUGAGAACAUAAAGUCUUUUUUUUGCUUUGGAAGACAUGAAUACUUUAUUAUGGAAGAAUUUCCACAGGAUUCCCAAGAGCAGAUUGUUCCAGCCAAGAAUGCUGUGUCUGUAUAACAAUACUCAUGGUUUUGAAGAAGAUGAAAUAAAGAAAAAGCUUCAGCAGUUUAUGGGUGGCUCUGUCAACCUGUCCAAAGAAGAUGAUGGGAUUGGAGUACUUACACUGAACAAUCCAAGGUUUAUGAAUGCAUUUACAGGAACAAUGAUGAUAGAACUACAGGAGAGAAUUACUGUACUAGAAGAUUGGAAAGAUGGGAAAGGACUUAUUAUCCGUGGUGCAGGAAAUACUUUUUGCUCAGGAUCUGAUCUGAACGCAGUGAGAGCACUUUCCAGCUCUCAGGAUGGGAUGAACAUGUGUAUGUUCAUGCAAAACAUCUUAACCAGGCUCAUGAGGUUACCUUUAAUCACAGCUGCAUUAGUUCAAGGGAAAGCUCUAGGUGGAGGAGCAGAACUAACUACUGCAUGUGAUUUUAGGUUAAUGACUCCAGAGAGUGAAAUUAGAUUUGUCCACAAGCAGAUGGGCUUAGUGCCAGGUUGGGGGGGAGCUGCCAGGCUUACCCAAAUCCUUGGCAGCAGCUCUGCCCUCAAGUUGCUGAGUGGUGCUGUGAAACUGGAUCCACAGAAUGCCCUUCAUAUUGGGUUGGUAGAUUCCAUCUUGUCCUCAUCUGAUGAACACGAGUCUCUGAGAGAAAUGCAUACAUGGCUUAAGCUAUAUACCACAGGCCCUGCUGAAGUCAUUCAGGCCGUGAAGAAAGUUGUUUCAGCAGGAAGAGAGCUACAAUUAGAAGCUGCCUUGAGGAGAGAAAAAGAGAUAUUUGGAAGAGUUUGGGGUGGUCCUGCUAAUUUGCAGGCAUUGGCUCAGAGAACAAAACAUAAAUGAGACAAUUUUCAUCUGACUUUCUUCAACUAAAACAGCUGCUGCCAAAGACGACUGGUGGGAAACUUUCCAAAUAUUAUGAACUCAGUAGGUGUUAGCCUUAUUAGGACAGCUCUCCUGGAAUGCCACUGGCACUGCACUGACAAUUAGAGGUGCCACACCAGGUUUUUUUCAACAAUGCUCUCAUUUUCUGGUCUUGCUUGUUUUUUUUCUACAGAACCCCACCCUGAUGGUAUCACUUGAUAUGAACCCAUUUGGAAAUUAAUGUGCAUAAAGUGGUAUGCUUUUAUAAUGUAAGAACCGUAAGACUUGACAAAAUAAUUUUCCUCAAUUUUUAAAUGCUGGCAUUAUGUGUGGUUUGUAUAUAUAGAUUUUGUGUUGAGAAGUUGCUUUUUUUUUUAGACAGGCUUAGUUGACAUUGGUAACUUCAAAUCUCAAUCACUCUUGCAGAUGAACACAAAUAAUUUUUGAUUCGUACAUGUCAUACUUUUGAAUAACUAGCUCACUGUGAAUUGACUCACAACCCCAAAUCAAAACUGAAAAAUGCCAAAUGCUUUUUCUUCGUAUUGUAAAUUGUUCCUUCUAUAUUUAUAAGCAAAGCUCCUGCCUUCAAGCCUCACAUCUAAUUACUGGGUUCUUGAUCUGUGAACAGAACUCUUGGAGACAUUCAGUUUCAUUGUAAACUUCUUAUCUUCACUUUAUAUUUUAUAAAGUUGAAGAAAUAUUCACUUGGAUGUAUGGCAAAAUGUGACAUUUUUGAUAUUUGUAUACUAGUUGCAACAUCUAUGAAAUUUGUUUAAUGGCUUGAAGUCUAUGCAGCACAUAGAGGUAGUACCAACAAUCUAAAGAUAACAUUCCAUUGACCUUACCUGUGCUAAUUAGCUUGUAUGAAGCAUCUUGGAUGAACCAGUUUUUUUCAGUUGUCCAUAUUCACACAUUUACUUGACAUAUGCCAUGGUACAAGUAAAGUAUAUGCUGUAGUUCUCAGUACAUUCUACAUAUACCAUGUUUGGCUUACAUUAGCUGGUCAGACAUAAUAGUGUAAACAAGCCUAUGCAACAUUUUUGAUGCACUUCCCAAAAUGCUUUGGAAUACACGUCAUAGUAAAUAGAACACUUGAAUAUGAUUUUUUCCAACAGAAGUUCAUUUUCCCAGGAUAUUGUAGCAGUUGGGUUCUAUGUUUUCUGAAGGGCUAUUUUGGAAUCAAAUCCAAACAACUGCAUAACUUUAAAAUUAAUUUUGAUGAAUAAGCUUACACUAUAAUAAUAUUCAACAAUCUAGGCACCUGUUGAGGGAGUAAUGUCUUUACUUAUUUGCUGACGCAGCAUAAAACACAGCUGCAUACAUAUCUACUCUAAUGUAUCAGUAUAUUCUAUUGAACUUCCUACUAAAAGGAAAAUGUGUAUGUAAUGUUACAACUGUGCUCUAGUCCUUAGAUGUUAAAGUUUGAAGUAGUGGGUGAAUUCAUCAAUCUAGAUUACCUUAACAGACCUCUGUUAAAUAUUAACUGCUUUUGCUAAAGAAAAGGACUUCUUUGCUGAACUUGCCUUUAUUAAGUACCUCAUUUCUAUACUUUUCUUGAAAUCAGAGUAGGUGUUCUUCCCAGUUGCAGAGAGAAGCAUGAAGAAAGUGGCAAGGCCUCGGGAAACAGGAGAGAAUUUUGUUCUCUUAGUUCACAAGAUGUGAUACCAAAAUAAAAAUCUAACCUUCCCUGGGGGGGGGGGGGGAGGGGGAGGAGUUCCAUCAUUCACCAUUCUAAUUAAAGUUGAACAUAUAGUUAAGGACAUUAGAGCAAUUUGGGAACAUCUACAACUAGGAAUUGAUCUCUUCAAAUCAGCAGAUAUGUUUAUUGCAGUAGCCUUGAAAUUAAGGCCUGGUGAUAUCUUGUAAGCAGAUUUGAGCAUCUAUUUCGCAAUUAGAUGCUCACUAAUUCACUAGUAGAAAGAGAUAUGGGAAGGAGAAUUUUUAAAAAUCAGUUAAGCACAUUCAGUUGUUCAUGAGUCAGAUAUUUUCUUCAGUAAAAUACAUAAUUGGCAUUUCUACUUUUAAUUGGAGUCCAUUAUGUCUCUCGCCUCAAAACUUUUUCACAUGUGUAUUAAUAAACAUUAAUACUUAUUCAUAUUAAUGUUAAUAUGAAUUAUGUCAUUGUUCAGUUAACCUUUCAAUGUUUUGUUCAAUUAUGUAAAGAAGAUCUAGGAACAGAAAUAAAUUAUUUAAAUAACUCCA
Messenger RNA from Thamnophis elegans (Western terrestrial garter snake), 3397 nucleotides. It is a transcript of the gene ECHDC1, whose product is annotated as ethylmalonyl-CoA decarboxylase 1. Bases 272 to 1174 code for a protein of 300 amino acids. The transcript is spliced from 6 exons. Gene Ontology annotation, biological process: fatty acid beta-oxidation. Lineage: Eukaryota; Metazoa; Chordata; Lepidosauria; Squamata; Natricidae. Gene Ontology annotation, cellular component: cytosol. The record is from RefSeq and is a predicted model, not a curated record. Gene Ontology annotation, molecular function: enoyl-CoA hydratase activity.